AUGGCUGCACAAGGCGGAAGUAAAAAUCAUUGGAAAGGCCUGUAUGCUGGGUUAGCUGGAAAUAUUGUCGGUGUUCUUCCAUAUGUGCAAAAGACUGCAGGGGCAAUUGGAGGGGCUGCUGCUUCUCUCAUUCGUGUUCCCACAGAGGUGGUUAAACAAAGAAUGCAAAUGAGUCAGUUCAAGACUGCACCUGAUGCCGUUCGCCUUAUUGUCGCUAAAGAAGGAAUUAAAGGACUUUAUGCCGGAUAUGGUUCCUUUCUACUGCGAGAUCUGCCAUUUGAGGCCAUUCAAUUUUGCAUAUAUGAGCAGCUCCGAAUUGGUUAUCGAUUAACGGCUAAGAGGGAGUUGAAAGACGCAGAGAAUGCAAUUAUUGGUGCUUUUGCUGGUGCCAUUACUGGCGCUUUAACAACACCCCUCGAUGUCAUGAAGACAAGAUUGAUGAUUCAGGGUAUUGAGCCAAGGGUACUAUGGAUUGGCAUUGGCGGGUCAAUCUUCUUUGGUGUUCUGGAGAAAACAAAAUCGAUUCUAGCUGAGAGGAAUAUCCGUAGGUGA
Molecule: messenger RNA, 552 nt
Organism: Miscanthus lutarioriparius
Lineage: Eukaryota; Viridiplantae; Streptophyta; Magnoliopsida; Poales; Poaceae
Source: the annotation of a GenBank genome assembly